Cannabis sativa is the source of this 996-nucleotide messenger RNA. RefSeq lists its product as uncharacterized. The transcript has 2 exons. The coding region runs from base 1 to 996 and encodes 331 amino acids. NCBI's taxonomy places the organism in Eukaryota, Viridiplantae, Streptophyta, Magnoliopsida, Rosales, Cannabaceae. The record is from RefSeq and is a predicted model, not a curated record.
AUGGAUUUGAAUGAGGUAGGUGAUAUGGAUUUCGAGAAAAAUGAUAAGAAAGAAGAUGAGGAUGAUGACAUGAUUGUGAGAACUGCCCAAAUUCAUGAGCCUCAUCCAACUCCAACUCGGCCAACUCUAACUCAUCAUUUUUUUCCUUAUUACCAACACCCUUCUUGUGAGGUUAAUAAUGAAUACAAUCAUUACGGACCUAUGCUUAUGCAGCAGCAGCAGCGGCAGACAUGGAUUAAUCAAUUUAUUAGCCAAAGUAUUCCACCUUAUGAUCAAUAUUAUCCACAACAACUAAUAAAUAAUCCUCCCCUAGUACACCCAAUAGCGAAUCAUUAUCAUCCCCAGAAGCCACGCAUCCAGAGGAGAACUACAAACUCAUCAUCUGAACCCACUGCCAGUGAGAAUAAUAAUGAUGACGAUAAUGAUGGGAUAGCAGCAGCCCCAUAUCCAUGGGCCAAGAAGAAACCGGGGUUUAUUCACAGCAUGGAAUAUUUGGUGAACAAUAAGAUUGUGAUGAUCGGUGGAAUGGUGAAUUGCGACAAGUGUAAAAAGAGUUUUAAAAUGGAGUUGGAGUUGAUGUCUCACUAUAAUAGAUUAAAGUCUUACAUCGCCCAGGAGAAGGGUGUCAUGAACGACCGAGCACCAGAAAUUUGGCUCAACCCGAUUCGUCCCAAUUGCAUUUACUGCCACAGUGAUAAGACCACGCCUGUGGUUGCUUCCAAGGAUGAGGAAAUCAACUGGCUAUUCUUGCUUUUGGGACAGUGGCUUGGCAUUUGUACGCUUACUCAUCUCAAGUUCUUUUGUAUGUGUACUAAGAAUCAUCGAACUGGGGCUAAGGAUCGAGUUCUUUAUCUUACUUAUCUAGAUUUGUGCAAACAACUCACCCCUCUACCGCUUUUUGAUCCUCGCAUACGUGAAGAAGAAGUGGGAGAUCAAUUGGCUGUUCUUGCUUCUUGGACAUUGGCUUGGGUGUCUUACGUUGAAUCAACUCCUUGA